Messenger RNA from Antechinus flavipes (yellow-footed antechinus), 2860 nucleotides. RefSeq names its product chromosome 2 C14orf180 homolog (gene C2H14orf180). The record is from RefSeq and is a predicted model, not a curated record. Lineage: Eukaryota; Metazoa; Chordata; Mammalia; Dasyuromorphia; Dasyuridae. Bases 1071 to 1445 code for a protein of 124 amino acids. The transcript has 7 exons.
GGGGGAUCGGGAGGAGGGAUGGGUUGUAUUUUGCUAAAUACUUCCAAACAGGGCUCGAGCUCGCAGGUUCCUCCACCUCCGGGCCGUUUCUCGCGAACCUGGCUGAGGCGGAGAGGAGUGGGAGACAGAGGGGGAGGAGAAAAGUGGAGGGUUUGUCCCCUGCUCCAGAGUUGAACCCUCCUCCUCCUCCGCCUUUCCCCUUCAAAAAAAAAAAAAAAAAUAGGAGACAAGAUUCGCCAGGGAGAAAACAGGCCUUAGCCUGGGAGGGCCGGACCCAGGGAAGAUCUCGGGACCACAGCGGCAAAGAGGGGGUACACUGUACCCCAAGCUUCUCCGAUCCUUUCCAAGCCGCUGUGCCCCGCCCCCGGAAAGCCUGGAGCUAAACAGCUAUCCCCUCCCUCCACCUUCUCGCCAUCCCCAUCCCCCACGCUGCCUUUUCCUUGUUCCGAGCUGUAGCUGCAGCUGCAGCUGGAGAGACUCAGUUGUGGUUUCCUUUUUGCCUCUUGGAUGGAAACUUUCAAGUUGGUUUUGAACUCGGCCAGUGCAGGCAGAUGCUCCCUUUUGAGAUCCGGUUCCCUACAUGGCCUUAGGGGAUCUAGUUCUGAUGACCUGCUCUGAUCGCCACAACAGCAGCUGACCAGGACAGGGUUUGACCAGGAUCAACAGGAGGUUGCUUUGCUGACGCUGUUCUUGCUGGGAGAAGCUGGCAGGUCCUCUAGUCCAGCAAGGAGAUGUUCCUGGGACAUCUCAUCCAAAGUCACAGGCAGAAUGAUAUAAUGCUGGAUUUAGAAUUCAUUCUCAACUAUGGUGCUUCCUACCUGGUGACCUUGGAGAAGCCACUGAAUUUCUGGGGGUUUUUAAUCCCCUCAGAAACUCCCACCCCAAUCUUAAGGCUCUUUCUCUCAGUCAUUAAGACUCCAUUUCUUCAUCUGUAAAAUGGGACUAAGAAUCCUAAUGGUGAGAAGGACUCACAACCUGGAACUUUCAGGAACAGGUCUGGCAAAGAUCCAGGCCCAAGGCACAGCAUCAGCUUGGAACAGCAUGAGAACACAGAAGACUCAGUUACACCAAUGCAUGAAAAAGACCAGACUGGCAGUUAUAAGUGCCCACCUUCCAUCCUGAGACGUAAACCACCAGAGUGCCCUGUAACAGGUGAAAAGAAAAGGGCUGAGAGGCGGGUGCGCUUCCAAGAGCCUGAGGAGACAGCUGUGCAUGAUAUCUCCUGUGUGGACACCAUUGUAGCCCCCGACAGAUGGUCAUCUGGAUGCUCCCUGUUCCUGUGCCUCUGCCUUUGUAUCCUGCUUGGCCUAGCCCUGAGCUUCUAUUGUGGUCAGGCCAAGUUGGGCUCAAAAGCCCUGGAGGAAUUCCGAGCCUGGCUCCUCCUUUUCCUCCUCCGGGUAAGACACAUGGCUAUGACCUUCUGGAAGUGGUUUGGGAGACAAUAACAGGAGCCUCCACUGCACCCCACCAUUUGUUCAAAUGCAGUUCUGCCUUUCUCAUUUUGAGAAACUUCUUCGGUUGCAAUUUAAGAAAGUGAUUUCUCCAGCCCACAACCAACAAGGCAAUGAAUGGUGUCUGAGCCUGGAAUAUGGAGUGUUCUGACAUGAAGUCUCUGGAAGCUGAAGGUCUUCUGAACAGCAUACUCAAGUUCAAGGAGAAACAAACAGUGCAUCUGCUGAGAAAACUCCAUGCACCAAGACCCCCAUUCUAAUGGGUUUUCCUGUGCCAGAGUUUUCCAGUUAUGAGAACUUCCCACUAUCAUUACUAAAAUAUACAUGCAUGCAUACACACAGAGAAGUUCAGAGCUGGAAGCAUCAAAUUCAACUUGUGGUUAUAUGAGGAAUCUUUCUACAACAGGUCUCAUAAGUAGUUAUCUAGCCUCUACCUGAACACUUCUAAUAAUGAAGAUCUCAUUACUUUCUGAGGCAAAUCACCCUAAUUUUGGUCAAUUCUAAUCAUUAUAAUUCUAAUCUAAUCAUUGUAUUCCACUAAAAUCUGCCUCUCCAUCACCUUUCACCCACUGCUUCUGGUUCUGGCAUCUGGACCAAAUAGAUUAUCUCUUCCAUGAUACUUCUUUGGGUCAUUGGAUAUAGUGACCUGAGUAUCUGCUAAAAGUACAUUUUCUGGAGCAGCUAGGUGGUGCAGUGGAUAGAGCACCAGCCCUGAAGUCAGGAGGACCUGAGUUCAAAUUUGACCACAGACACUUCGCUGUGUGUCCCUGGGCAAGUCACUUUUGCUCAGCAAAAAAAAAAAAAAAAAAAAAAAAAAAAAAAAAAAAAAAAUAGAGAAAGUAGACUUUCCCUUCUGUAGACUACAUAUCUACAGGUCUGUCAACAUAUCCUCAUAUUGGGUGGUCUUCAUGCCUCAUCAUUUGGGUCAUUCUCCUCUCUACAUACUCCAGCUUUUCAGUGUCUUUCCUAGUAAGUGGCACACAAAAAAUAAUACCAGUUAUGUGCUAACCAUGGCAGAGGUCAACCAGACCAUUGACUCCUUAAUUCUGGACACUUUUAAUGAGUCCAUUCUGGACUCUUUUAAUGAAACUUAUAUUUGCAUUUGCUAUUUUGGUUACUAUGUCAUCCUGCUAACUUUUAUUGACUUGUCAGUGCAUUAAGUAUCCCAAGCAUCUCUUUUUAAUAAACAUGUAUAGUUUUGCCCAUUUACACAUAUACACAUUGCGUGCACACACCACACACACAUGCUCCUCUAAAAUUCUUGAAAGCCCAGACACUGCCAGGCUAAACUGCUGUCCUACUAAUCACCAAUUGUACUCAUAUUACUAUAACUUUUAUUAGAGAACAUUGGAUUGUGGGCAAAUCAUUUUCUCAAUCAUUAAAGAAAGUUUCACUUGUUUAUCCACAAA